Messenger RNA from Hemibagrus wyckioides, 4057 nucleotides. RefSeq names its product G-protein coupled receptor 22-like. The transcript is spliced from 2 exons. NCBI's taxonomy places the organism in Eukaryota, Metazoa, Chordata, Actinopteri, Siluriformes, Bagridae. Gene Ontology annotation, cellular component: membrane. Gene Ontology annotation, biological process: G protein-coupled receptor signaling pathway. The coding region runs from base 432 to 1901 and encodes 489 amino acids. Gene Ontology annotation, molecular function: peptide binding; G protein-coupled receptor activity. The record is from RefSeq and is a predicted model, not a curated record.
CUUCAGAGUCUACCCGAUACUACAGCGCACGCAUACCUGCAGCCUCCUGCUGGCCUGCCGUACAGCGCACAUUAGACCGUUUGCACGCAAAAUGCCACGCUGUCACAUCAUAUUGUUAUAAUAUGAUGAGCUAUUAAACUUGCCAUGUGGCACACUAUGAUGCAUUUUUUAAAUAAUAUAUGAAAUCUAACGCCUUAGGUUCACGACACGUAGAGAGAGAGAGAGAGCGAGAGAGAGAGAGAGAGAGACACCUGUCCGGGAAUGUAGCGGAGACCGUCCGCUCCUGGGCUCGCGAGAACUUCCUUCCCCUUGCUUGUUGACUGCAUGGUGCUCUGGCAACGAGAUCCCAUUAUGCUGUGGGCCAGUCGUCAUGGUCCUGCAUGAGGGGCGACAGGACUUGUCAAAGUGCAUGAGGUCAGCACCCAGACAAGAUGGGGACAGAGAGUUACACUCAGCAGCUCCAGUUGGAGACCAGUGAUGGGGCCGGAACGCUGGCCAGCAUCACCAGUGUCGAGGGGCCAAUAGGAGAAAGUGUUGACACUGGGUGGCAUAUGCCUUAUCCAAUCGGUUUCCAGGUGUCACUUACCUGCUUUCUCUUACUGGAGCUGGUGCUGGGCUUUAGCAGUAACUUGACAGUGCUAGUGCUUUACUGCUCCCAGUCCAACCUGGUCGAUUCUGUGAGUAACAUGGUAACGGUCAACCUACACGUCCUGGACAUUGUUGUGUGUGUUCUCUGUCUGCCCUUAACAAUUGUUGUAGUGCUGCUGCCAGCGGGUCGCAACCUGGAACUUAUCUGCUGCUUCCAUGAAGCCUGUGUCACAUUUGCAAGCAUCUCUACAGCCAUUAAUGUGCUAGUCAUCAGUUUGGACCGCUAUGAUAUCUCUGUGCGGCCUGCUAACCGUUUCCUUACUCCUCGAUGGGCAGCGCUCCUGUUGGCUGCUGUAUGGGCCGUGUCUCUUGCAGUUUUCUUCAUCCCCUUCAUAGAGGUGGACUUUUUCUCAUCAGAACCAGAGAAUGGGUUGGCCAGCAGCUCCUUGGCACCAGCUUGGCGUAACAGGACACUACUUUGUGUGGGAGGACAAGGUUAUUACACAGCCCUCGGAAUGUACUACCACAUCCUACUGCAGGUGCCCAUUUUCUUUGUCACUGUAGUGGUCAUGCUCUUCACUUACUCAAGAAUUCUUCGAGCGCUCAACAUUCGUAUUGGAUCACACAUGAGGAGGAGUCAGCGUCGUAGUGGAGCAACCUGUAGAGGGCGACAGAGGAGACGGAAAAAAAAGGGGGGCUCAGCGGAUAUUGAGGGAGGAGCCCAAGUAACAAACCAGACCAAGCAGUUGACACAUCCUCCGCUUAUCACUUCUCCAGUCCCAACUCCUACAGCAACCUCACCUCCACCUCUGUCCUCCACCCCACUGGUUAGUGCCACCACUGCAACACCACCUGCUCCAGCCGUAGGUGUUCAGGCUUCAGUUUCGGCCAUCAUUGCUCUUCGCAGAGCUGUAAGGAGGCACAGAGAUAGGCGAGAGCGUCAGCGACGGGUCUUCAGGAUGUCCCUCAUUAUUAUAUGCAGCUUCUUAGGCUGCUGGGCACCUAUAUCUGUGGCAAAUAUUCUAAUCCUGACUCUAGGUCCCAGCGAUGCUCUUGUUCGAGUGCGCCUGUGGUUUUUGGCCAUGGCCUAUGGCACCACCAUAUCUCAUCCAAUGCUGUAUGCCUUCACCAGGCAGAAGCUCCGCCGGGCUCUCAGGGCCAAAGUAAAGAAGCGGGUGGUGUCCUUGCUGCAAGUGGACCCUUCCCCAGGUGGAACUGUCAUCCACAAUUCCUGGGUAGAGCCACGACAGGGACGUAAGUUCCGUUUAGAAGGCAGUGAUGCUACAGAUCGAUGCCUAACAGAACCACUUUGAAAUCAAGCAACAAGAACUUUGGUUCGUAUAUUCGUCCAGUAACAGCACAUCGAGAAAAUAAAUUGUGUUGUGGCCUUAUCAGGCAGAGUUUGAAGUGGGUUGCCCUUAUUAAUAAAGAGGUCACAAUGAACACAAUCAGUAGACUCAUAAUAAUCAGUGGGCUAAAAAAUGUUUUAACGUGUAUUCUUUGCCAGUUGUGUGCAGAUUUACAAUGUUAACAAUGUUCACUUAUUUACCAUUUUACUCAUAUUAAAAGCAUUAUUUUCAAUGUGAAAGUUAUAACAAUAAGCUGGAGUAUUACCGAAAGAUCUAUUUUAAACUUGUUUUAAUUUGUAGUAUACAUUUUUAGUGCAAACACCAGGACCUAUUUGUUUGUUUGUUUGUUUGUUUGUGUAAUAUACUGUAAUAUACAAACUGUAAUUGUGCAAUAUGAAUUUUAUUUAUUUAGGCAUAACUGUGCAUAUCAUAAUAUAUUUUACAGAAUUGUAUAAUAUUCAGUAAUAAGCUAAUCUGCAAUAUUUGCAACUUGAAGUCAAGUGGAGAAUGGCACAGGUGUGCCAAUUAAGCAGCUCAUUUGUUUGUUAACUAGCAUUCUUGUUAGAGAUAAGACACAGAAGCCACCUCUGGGCCUCCUUAGCAACUGUUGUUUAGGAAAUUUUACUAUCACCAGCGAAGCAUGAGGAGAGCAUGAGGAGAGAGCUGAUGCAAAAGCUCAAGCGCUCAGUUAUCUAGACUUGACCCUGGCCUCCUCUUAUACACCUACACAUUUGUUCGCACUGAGUUAGAUAUGGACUAUAAAUGUGGACUCAAGUCCAUGUUUACAUAAUGGUAAACUUGCUCUUUGAGAGUACUCAACAAGGCACUAAUCUUCAAUAGCAGCUUACAGUAAACUAUAUGUACAAUAACUAUACUUUAUCAUUUGGAUGCAUGUGAAAGCAUUCUCUGCUACAAGGGCAAAAACAUUCCAGACCAUGCCUUAUAUCUCUUCACAAGAGUACUGUGGUGUUGAAUGUGCUGUUUAUUUUCCACAUGGACAUUCCACAGGGAAUGAAAGUGUUCCUAAAUGCUACUUUAUUUAUCACUAAUUACUUCUGCAAAGAAAAUGACUGUUCUGCCAAGGAAAGUCUGACUCCUGCUUAGGAGGUGGUACGUUCCUCUGCUGAUUUGUUUUCGGAAUGCUGAAACCUCAAAAUGAAGGUGUACAACACCCUGGCUAAAAUGCUAGGUCCAUGUUAGUGUACAAGUUCAGUUUUAGUCAGUGCGCAUUGCUGAGGGUCGGUGUACAUGCUAGCAAUUAAACACACGGGAUGUGUGUUAAUAUAUUUAUUUAUAAAUUCGAUAAGUGGAUAGUAGAAGCUUAUCACUGUACAUACAGUAAAUGUUUAUAGCCACAGUGUAGUAUGUGGUAAGUCUAUAAAGACAGUACCAUGUUUACAGAGUCAGUAUCAGAAAACACAAUACUAGGCAGGUCCAUAAGCAAGUUGAAUAUUAAACUCUAUAUGCAGAAUACCUCACAUGCCCUUUUAACAUACAACUGUGUUGAAAAUUGUGAUCUUUCCAGUGGACUCAGUGGAUAUUGUCUAUGGAUAAAGGUCUAUAAAUUGUCAAUAAAUCCAAACUUUGUAUAGUUAUAUUCCAAUUGUUCUACGUGGGCUAUAUAUGACCAUUAUAUAUGAUAAUUGGUGCGUAAGACUAGAUUAGUUUUCCUUAGCUGUCGCUGAAAAUAUAUUAUGAAGAUAAACUGAAUGGGGCCUCAUUUGAUUCUGCACAUCAUUAUAAAACGUUUGAACAGCUCUGAUGGCAGAGAAAAAAUUCCCAGGAGGCCCCUGCACACCUCCCCAGACUGCUCACACAUUAGCUGGUUUCUUCUGGAGUCCAUAUGGAGAUGAGAAGAUCAGAGGGAGGUUUUAUUUUCCAUUAUAAAUUGUCAGUGGCACAAGCUCUACAGGAUCACAGUAUAAUCUUGUCGGGUAUUUACAAAGUUUCUUUUUCAGCGCAUACACUGUUUGCGUUGAGUCAGAUGCACAUCCUUUGACCAUGCACUGCAUGUUCUAUAAUGCUGUAAUUAUUGUACAAUAAUGUCAUUGUGCUGUUUAGACGUAUGUUUGAAAUGUGUGUAUCAAUAAAUUUCACAGUUUCAUUUAGAUGAGAUGUUA